Molecule: messenger RNA, 3033 nt
Organism: Lentinula edodes (shiitake mushroom)
Lineage: Eukaryota; Fungi; Basidiomycota; Agaricomycetes; Agaricales; Omphalotaceae
Exons: 4
Coding region: 274-2823 (849 amino acids)
Source: RefSeq, a predicted model, not a curated record
CGUUCUUCGAUGAGGUGAUGGUGAGCGUAAUUUCUCAUCCUUGAAAUUUGACCCGCUACAUAGCGUUUUCCCCUACCUGCCUACCAUCUUCCUGAGUUUUUUGUAACAGUUUUUUUUUACCUUUUCUUGCUGUUCUACUCAGGAACAAUUGCUCAAUUAUUAUUGUCUACGGUGGAGGUUUCGCGGGGCCGACUUGUAAAGCGGUCUCAACAACCGGUCGCAACUCUUGCGGCUACUUAAAUAUUUGUGGUCCCAGCGGAGCCUAGUAGGCUCAUGGCUUCCAGUCCUGGAAAAAUGUCGAAUUUGCCGUUGACCGGAACGAGUAUCUACAAGACGCCAUUUACAGAACUCUUUCUAUCGAAUCCAUUUCUAUUAUCGUCAUUUCUGAGGUUUGUUCCGUGGAAGGUCUUUCUUACCUUGUCGCAAACCUGCCGAGCCUGGCGUAGCUUCAUCGAGUUCACAAGUACUCACCCAAGGUCUGAUUCGCCUCAGAAGUGGAUCGCUUCACGCAAUAUCGUGUUGGCAAGAUACGUCGAUGGUUUUGGUAAGGUAUUGCGAGAGGCGGGGCCCGAGAAUCUCGCUCUGCGAGAGGACCUGGGACUAGAACUCUGUUGGGAAGACUUGGUUCUCUUAAUAAUAUCGCAGCAAACACCAUUACACACUUACCCGACACAUGCUCUUACCGUUCUGUCAUCGGGAACCAUGCCAGAAACCUCCAGAAUGCCUCGACAUUCUCGCGACUUGCUUAAGACUGCGCACCUAGCCCGUUUGACUCUUGCUCAUUCACGCUUCGUUCUCGUCCUGCAAGGUAUUGCGCAUUCAUCUGCCAAUCCACCUCCACAAGAAAGCGACAUCCUGAUUCCUCUAUCUGCCGAUACACAUCUUGCAGAUUCUUCUUACCGCAGCCAUAACCGCGCCUCUUCUGCAGGUUCUGUCAGGGAACUUGUGUUUCCUGCCCCAUUGGCACCAGGUCAUACUGCGAUACAAACGUCACGUUCGAUGACAGAUCUCAACGUCGUUGAUGCUGCUAGCAGCAGUGGCAAGCAUUCUGCUCACUCUCGUGCUGCUACAGAUAGUCCAAGUGCGUUGCGUAAAGAUCGACCUGGCUUCAAGCGUAACUCUUCAAAUCCAUCCAACAAGCAAUGGAAUGGUUACCCUUCAUUUCCCGCGUCCGCAUCUACACCUUCUAUCUCUAUAUCCCCCACCGAUUCAAUAUCCAAAUCCAAUAAACGAUUUUCCGUGGCCUCGCUCCGUGGGAAAGCAUCUCGCUUACCCCCUCCGCCUGUUGCAGAAUCUCGUGCCCUACGUGAAUAUUCUUCUAGCUUUGGCUGGCGCCGAGGCUUAAAUGACGCAAAAGGGAAGUGGGAAGCCACAAUUCCUUCAUAUAGGUCGACGUCUGCCAUCUCAAAGAAUAUUUUUCGUGAAUCUGCUGGAUAUAGUUCGGAAGUAGAUGACGAUGAGCUUUUUUCUACGCCUCGUAGAAGAUUUGCUGGCUCUGACAUGGGCGUAAGCGGAAGUGAGUCCAGCUUCAGUGAAGGCACCAGCUCUACAACCAGCAGCUCUACGUCAGCAUCAAAUAGUACGAGUGCCACGUCGAUAUCAGCGCUGGAUAGUCCACCUCCAUUGUCGCAAAAGGAGCAAUUGUCGGGCGCGGAGGUUCUUGCUAUCAAUCGUGGUAGACUGCGUUCAGCGGCUACUGACGCUCGGGGGAUGAGGCCCAGAAGUAUUGGUCACAGUCAACCACUAUCAGUAUUAAACAGUGACUUCUCGCCUCCAUCCAGCGCACAAUCUAGGGCGAGUACUCUUAGUCCUGGCAAACCAAGGGCAUCCACUAGCAGAAGAGGACAACUGCGGUCAAUUCCUUCGGCCAUUGGACUUCCUGGAGUAGACUUGGGUCACAACAAUCCCCAUGCGCUUAACCUAGCAACUUCCAGAAUCCGAGCCCCAGUCUUACGGGUUUUUGUGCCGUCUUCGGACAUGACUCUUCCGUACACAACAGACUCAUCAGAUGAAGGUGGUGUGUCAAGGUGUGAGGAUGAACUGAUUCGAGCUGGCCUGUGGGAACAUCUGAGUGUCGGAGAUGUUGUAUGCAACCUCGGAUAUGUUCCACCGAGCGUCUCCCCAUCCCAGUCCUCUUCUGACGCGGUCUGGCUGAUAUUUAAUGGCUAUCAGCUCAUUCCGUUCACAUUCGGCGCCCAGGACAGUCGGGGUAUCCUUCCUGUAUAUACGACGCCCGAACCUAAUUACCCUGGUCAGGAAGCGUGGGCGCUCCCCAGCUGGGGGUACUAUGAGCAUUUAUUCCAACAAGAACUGAGUCUCCGGGGAUCUCCCGGUGGAAGGAAGGCUGGAAUGGAGCAAAAAAUGAACAUGAAUACUCGAAUUCUGAUUUCGAAAAUACCAGUCUCACCACUUCAACUUGACGUGAUGCAUCAACCGUCGUUGAUAUCUGUCGCUAUGAAUAUUCCGUCUCCGCAUUCCCCCGGAGGGAUAGUGGUAGUAAAGAAGUGGGUAUGGACUCUGCGAGUUUGGGUAGGGUUGUCAUCUCGUUCGAACUUCGUGUCGUCGUUAACGGACAAUGGGCUUGAGACUGAGGUGGGGCCUGGAUGGGAAGGUGAAUGGAUACUUGAGGGAGACGGUACGAAGGAAGGACGAGAAAGUCUUCUCUCCUGCUUAAGACGCGACCAGCAGAGGAUGGAUAAGAUGGAGUGGGAAUUGGUUCGAGAUAGGUGUGGAAAGGGCAAAGUUUGGUUAAGAGCAUAUGUUCGCUUCUUCGAUCAUGGCCUAUUCAUUGAUCAACAUUGUGCCUCUCCUAUCCCCGAGUAAACUCUGCUCAUGUCUUUUCUCUAUUCAAAUAGGUUGCUCAACUCCUCGGUCUCUGUACCACAUUCUUAAGCUUCCGAAGAUCGCGGUACGUUUUCGCUGACCCUAUCUGGAAGCUUAAGCAAAAUCAACAAAACAAAAAAAUUAAACAAGCACUGAAGCAGAAAACUCACGAAUGGCCUCAAUUGUUUGCUGAGAGGCAAAACCCUAUGC